ACAACAUCGCUGCGGAAGCUGGACGACGGAGAUAGGAAGAACUCCAAAGCUUCAUCCAAACUCUCUCUCUCUCUCGGUGCCGCAAUCAACGUAUCUUCGUCGCCAGAAAAAGUUAAAACAAGAGGGCUGUGGAACAGGCAAACCAAGCAUGCUUCUUAUGGUCCAGUGAAUCUUCCUGUGCGAUUGCAGCCUUCCAGUGCACGUGGGAUUCAAAGCAAGGUUGCUGGUAGAAGUUUUGAGCAAAAGCUGUCUGCAACUUUUAUAUGCACUGCUGCCUUGGAUUAUAAGUAUCCAACAUAUGCUAUUGAGGGAGCUUAUCUAAGACAUGAGAGAUUCAACUACAGUGGCUCAAAUUGUGGAGAUUGUGAAGAUGCUGGUCGAGUUUCAUCCGCUAUUAACGGUAACUGGUGUUAUUUGUCGGGUAAUACUUCUACAAGAUUGGAUUGAAGAGGAGGUUAACAUUCAAUGGAAAGCUCUCAAGAUGUAUUGCCAAUCAACAAUGAGAGCUUUGCUAUAUCUUAUUACUGAGAAGAUGGAGAAUCUAUCAAAAGCCCUUCAAAUGCAUCUCAACAAUGAAGCGGUAAAGGGUCAACCGAAGGCCAAGCUAAUUGAUCUCGGGUUGUUUAGUUUCAUCAUUGGGGUCAUUGGAUCCAUUACUUAUAAUUGCUUCAAGUUUACGUCUCCCACGUGGAUAGUUGCCUUCAUCUGUUUUGUGUUGUUUAGUUUCAAGAGCUGGUUAGAUAAGUACUGGUUGGAAUUGGAACAACAUCAAUCACUGACCUCUGAAAAUACCCAAGCUAGAAGCACUAGUGUGAUUUUGUCAGCAGGCGUCCGACUUGCAAAGUUAAGCUUUGUAGCUUCUGUUGUCAAAACUCCCUUGUCCAACUAUAAACUCUGGUUAGCUAGGUCAAUUGGUUCCGUGGCUUGUAGUCUCCGGAUCCAUCAGAUCUAUCCCAAAGAUACCCCACUGCCCUCUGAAAACACCAAAGGAGUUAGCAGUUCAAUUUUAACUAUCGUAAAUGUUGCACAAGGCAUGUUUUGCUUUUUUCCAAAAGAUUUGUUACCGCCUUCUACAAAUACUAAAGGAAUUACCGGUAUGAUUUUGUCUUUCCAAUCUGUUGUGACAUAUGGUAUUAUGGUGUUGGUUGGUUUGGAACCUCGCCUAUAUUGCAAAGAUUGGUUAGCAACGAUAAUACGUUAUAUACUUUGGUGGGUUCAAUUAGGUGGGUCUAUUCCCAAAGAUCUGGUAAUGUCCACAAUUGAAUUUAAUGCUCUACAAUGGUGGAUAGCACUUCUAUGUAUCACAAUAUCAGAUAUCAUAUUUUGGAUCCAUCAGUCGACAACAAGCCAUUAACAAGAAGGAUGAAAAUCUUGCAUACUAAGGUUCUUGCGGGUGCCGUAUAAUGGUAGCAUUGCUUGUGAGAAAUUUCAAUAAAUUGAGUGAUGGUGGACGGUUGGUGUCUGGUAUUAGUUUUUCACAAUUUCACCUGUACAUUUUCUUUGAAGCUGGUAAAACCCAUUCAUGACUAUCUCAGGCUUAGCUAUGGUAUGCUUUCAUUUACUCGUUCAACCUUGAGCCUAGACAUUUGAAGAUCCUUGCAGUUUUGCUUGGAUGAAACCGCAAUUCAAAACACAACAAAUAAUUACUUUGUUGUGGUAUUAUCUCAUUCUGUAAAAUGAAUUUUGUUAAUCUAC
Rubroshorea leprosula is the source of this 1695-nucleotide messenger RNA. NCBI's taxonomy places the organism in Eukaryota, Viridiplantae, Streptophyta, Magnoliopsida, Malvales, Dipterocarpaceae. The record is from the annotation of a GenBank genome assembly.